Molecule: messenger RNA, 2805 nt
Organism: Odocoileus virginianus texanus
Lineage: Eukaryota; Metazoa; Chordata; Mammalia; Artiodactyla; Cervidae
Gene: DUSP22
Product: dual specificity phosphatase 22
Biological process (GO): protein dephosphorylation; signal transduction
Cellular component (GO): cytosol
Molecular function (GO): protein tyrosine/serine/threonine phosphatase activity; protein tyrosine phosphatase activity
Source: RefSeq, a predicted model, not a curated record
UGCGCCUGCCGCCGCGCCCCGGGCUCCAGACCGCGCGGCCGCCAUGGGGAAUGGGAUGAACAAGAUCCUGCCUGGCCUGUAUAUUGGCAACUUCAAAGAUGCCAGAGAUGCAGAGCAAUUGAGCAAGAACAAGGUGACGCACAUUCUAUCUGUGCACGACAGCGCCAGGCCGAUGCUGGAGGGGGUUAAAUACCUGUGCAUUCCAGCAGCGGAUUCACCAUCUCAAAACCUGACACGACAUUUCAAAGAAAGUAUUAGAUUCAUCCAUGAGUGCCGCCUCCAGGGCGAGGGCUGCCUGGUUCACUGCCUGGCGGGCGUCUCCAGGAGCGUGACCCUGGUGGUCGCUUAUAUCAUGACGGUCACCGACUUCGGCUGGGAGGACGCCCUGCACACCGUGCGCGCAGGCAGGUCGUGUGCGAACCCCAACCUGGGCUUCCAGAGGCAGCUGCAAGAGUUUGAGGAGCUCCAGGUCCACCAGUUUCGCCAGUGGCUGCGGGAGGAGUAUGGAGAAAGCCCGCUGCGGGACGCCGAGGAGGCCAGGAGCAUUCUGGCCGCCCCAGGCAUUCUGAAAUCCUGGUCCUUUCUCAGAAGACCAUAAUGCACCUGAAACAAUGCCAGAGUUUAGGUGCUGCCAGAAGAAAAGCAACCAGAGUUCAGUUUAAGUGUCCAGACCUGAUGUGUGAACGUGCACUUGUGUUGCUCCAUGUUGAGAGCUAUGCACCCUCUUUGACAAGAGAACGAUUUUGACCUAAUUCCUUCUUUGCUGGAAGCUGUGCUGCUCCCAGGCUGUCUCAGGGCCCUGCCGGGCGCACCCUGCUCCUCGGGACUGUCUCCUGGGCUGUGUUUCAUCCAGGGUGUGUGGCCCUCGCCACGUGCACAAGUGCAUGUUGAUAAAGGGGUUGUGAGGCCCCAUGUACCUCCCCGUCCUCAGCCUGGGCGUGGGGCCCACAUGCUUCUGCCAUGGACACCACGAGGCGGGUUUGGGGGCUGCUCUGCUGUAUUUUAAGGCCACUGCCCUCCUCCAGAAGGAGGUGUACUGACAACAGGAGACGAGAACUCCCAUCCCCGAGACAGUGGGUGCCCUGUGAGCAGAGGGAAAUCAGAGAGGGGGUGCCCCGGGCUCCCCAGGGACUUCUCCUCAUUCCAAGCUCGGCUUCAACCCCAGAAUGUUAACUGGUGUGGACAGCAGUUUAAGACAGUUUCCCAGUGUUUUCUCCUCUAACUCGCGGCGGGUGGGGGCGUAGGGGUUGGGUGAGGGAGGAAGGAAAUGGGACUUUUGCUUAAAAGAGAGGUUUGGCUGAAGGGAAGGAGCCGAGGGCUCGUUGGCUGCGGGAGGCUUGGCCAGUGUCCUGAGUGUCCAGUGCCGGCGCGCUCCUGCCACGGGCUCAGAGAGCACCCUGUGCCAGAGCAGGCCUGAAGGGUGUGGGAUGAUGCGUGUUAACAUGCUGAUUCUGACUCGACAGGCCUGCCUGGGGAAUGCACAAGUAGUCCGUGUGUAGGUGCUGGGUCUCAAGGCAUGAGGGUCCCCCAGGAACCACCUGUGGGGAAGUGCAGGGGCAGAGCCUCGGAAGACCCAGGCUGAGCACAGGGCCUGAGGAAACAGCACCAGGGAAGUAGGCUCCUGCUGGGACCCCACUGUUUGUGGCACCAACGGCAGCCACCUGGUAACUGCUGCUCUGCAGGUCGCACACUGCCCCCGCGAAACGUGUAAACCACAGAGCAGGUAUUUCAUUCACUGGAGGCUCAGAGAGGCCAAGGGACACACCAGAAACUACGGAUGUUAGUGUGCUUUGCCUGCACCUGGCCUUCUAGUCCCAAGUCAGCGUCAGGGUGAGAGGGAAGAGGGAGCAGUGCCCCGACCUUUGGUCUCAGGCUUGUGAAGCUGACCCCAGGCCCCGCGGGAGCCGGCCCCGCCGCUGUGUACACUCUGUCCGAGUGCAGCUUCCCACCUGCUCCCCCAGCCUCUUGGGGGUGGUUUGGGGCAUGGUGGGUGGUAGUCAGUUCCUGUCCUCACCGAAAGAUCACGGACAUUUCCAUUGGGAUGGUAUUGACCACACUUAGAUGUUAGAGGUAGAGGCCCUUCCCCAUCGAAGCCCAGAUGGGUGUUUAGUUUACAUGGACGGGGACGGUGACCCACCUGCCUCAAGGCGGAGCAGGCCGUGGCCCUGGCAACUUCCUUAGGCUCCCUUUUCUAUGAUUUCCUCCAAACGAAGGUCUGUCCAGCCUGGUCUUGGAAUCGUGGCCAAUGGUGGAGGAGACCUGCGCUGCUUCUCUUUGUUCGAUCACUUGCUGGUUCACGUGAGAAAUGCUUGUUCAUCCCAGCAGGCGCUCUGGGACCCAGGCAGGAUGCACAGACCCGCCCUGAGUCUCAGAAAUGCUGGUUGGUGGUGACAGUUGGGAAGUCAGCCAUGAGCACUAGAGUGGGUGCUCCUGGGUCUACGUUUGGGGAGGAAACAGGCCAUCCCAGUGCGGGGUAAGGGCCGUGUCCUGGGAAGGCGUCCCAGAGACAGAGGCUGAAGCCGAGUGCGGGAGUUGCUGCAUGCGGGGAGGGGCGUCUGGCGGGGCCGGCACGUGUGCAGGAGCGAGGGCACAGCCACUGUGUGCCCGGGGCGAGCGUGCCGUGCACGGCAGGGAGGGGCAGACAGAGCUGCAGCAGCAGGCUCGGGCCCUCCAUCUGCUCGGUGCUGCCAUGCAGCGACUGGUUGGUUCGACCAUCCCGGGAGCUGGGGGGCUGGGCCCAGCGUGGAGCCUGGCAAACGUGUGGACGCCAUCCUGCGGACGUGGCGAGGGGCUUGCCAGGCGUUC